CGGGGAGAAUGACAGAGAUGGAAAUGUCGAACUCUUGGCUCUCGGAUUAUGCGCAUAUUGUGAGGAGCUGAUGGACGACGGACUGAGGGAUAUUUUUCCCCAAAGAAUGGACGUUUGAUCAACUUUAUUUAAUGGAAACAUUUGUAACAGAGCUGCUCAUCCUCAGGGAACAGCAAUGGUGCACAAACUUCUGCUGCACAUCGCUUUGGCAGCAAGUCUCCUCUCACGUGAGCUUCCGGGGGCCUCAGCUACCAAAACAAAAACUCAAGUGAAGAACAACUCGGGUGUGACACCAGCUGGGCAGUGUGGGACCUGGAUAAAAGAGUCUGAGGGAGGGUAUUUCACCUCACCCAACUACCCAGAGAAAUACCCUCCUGAGAGAGAAUGUGUCUAUAUUAUUGAAGCCUCUCCACGACAGUGCAUCGACUUGUUUUUCGAUGAGAAGUAUUCAAUCGAGCCAUCCUGGGAGUGUAAAUUCGACCACAUCGAGGUACGGGAUGGGCCAUUCGUGUUCUCUCCAAUCCUCGGGCGCUUCUGUGGGCCGGAAAGCCCUUCAUAUGUCCGCUCCAGUGGGAGGUACCUGUACAUCAAGUUUGUGGCUGAUGGGGAACUGGAGGCCAUGGGUUUCUCUGCCCAUUAUAACUUCACACAAGAUCCAGAGUUCACUGGAGCUGGGGAACUGCCAGCUCUGCCAUUUUGUGAGUUUGAGCUGAGCGGUCCAGAAGGCUUUGUAGAAUCAGGCCAGAUAGCCGGGGAGAGCCGAGCGCUGCAGACUGAGGCUGUAGACUGCAGGUGGUUCAUCAAGGCUCCACCAAGAGCUAGGAUCUACUUGCGUUUCCUGGAAUAUGAGAUGCACAACUCGAACGAGUGCAAGCGUAACUUCGUUGCCAUCUACGACGGCAGCAGUUCGGUUGAGCACCUGAAGAAUAAGUUCUGCUCCACGGUGGCCAACGAUGUCAUGCUGGUGUCUUCUGUGGGCGUGGUGAGGCUGUGGGCAGAUGAGGGUAGCAGGAAGAGCAAAUUCAGGAUCCUCUUUACAACUUUCCAUGAGCCUCCAUGUGAAGGAGAAACUUUCUUUUGCCAUAGCAACAUGUGCAUCAACCAAACGCUGGUCUGCAACGGUAUCCAGAACUGUGUUUUCCCAUGGGACGAGAAUCACUGCAAAGAGAAAAGGCAGGCCAGUAUUCUGGACACACUGGAUGGCACUAACAUGGCUAUUAUCGGCGUCACCUGUGGCCUGGUUCUUAUCCUGCUCAUCAUCUCUGUCAUCAUCCAGGUCAAACAACCUCGCAAGAAAUACAUAAUUCGCAGAGAUGACUUUGACCCUGCCCUCCUCCACCCUGGUUUUGAGCCUCCUCAUUACGAGCUCUGCACUCUGCGCCGCACCCCCUCCGGCGACCUGAACGAUGCCGCCAUGGCCGAGGACUAUGAGAAAUUUCACAAGCUCCGACGCUCCUCCUCCAAAUGCAUCCGUGACCACCAUUGUGGCUCUUUCCCGGGGAGCAUGCAUGGCAGUGUCCACGGUAGUCGCAGCAACCUGAGCAUGAGGGACGCAACCAUAGUGGCUGAUGGGGGGGGCCUCGUGCCACCACCACUGCCUCCAGGGAUGGGCAGCCAACAGUCACCGCACCUCUCCCAACAUACCACACCCGCAGGACACAGGAGCAUCCUGAUGAUGAAGCAUAGCUACUCUCAGGAUGGGGCAGAGGGGUACAGGGCAGAAGAGGACGAGGACUUUAUGAUGGAUGAUGGUCCCACCACCAGCCAGCAACGCAUGUAUCACCAUCAUAUGCACCAUGGCACUUCAGGGCAGGACCAUACCGUCCACCGUACACUGUCUAAUGACUUCUAAUGUAAGAAAAAAGGAAAAAAAGAACCCGCCACCUUUAUUUGUAAUAUGGUGAUGGGAACAUUUGUUUUAUUUAAUUGCAUUUCAGUUUUAUUUAUAGAACCUAAUGCUCCUCUUCACAGCUUCUGUUAAUGUUAUUGGCUUUCAUACCUCAAAUUGAAAGAUUCCAUAAAGAUUGUAAAUUAACAAGCGGCAGGUUAUGGUAAGCAUACAGCAGCACACCGAUUCAUAUAGGUUUUUUAAACACAUGCAGGAAUAUGGUACUUUCGCUAACAUAGACACACACACAGCCUUUCACAGUUAUGAUGAGGAUUGUAUUUGUUUAGUUUGUUUUUACUCUAAAAGAAGCGAAGGGAGACAUUUGUAAAAUCACUAUUAUUAUUAUUCUUUUCUUCUUUUUUUUAAAAAUGUUUUUAAAUUUUUCUUUCCAAGGAAAUGGGGAAUCAGAAAAUAAGCUGUAUGUGAUGGUUGAUAUGAAAGUCACUGUUUGAAGGAAAAUUGACGCCGUACACGAUUUGUAUCCUUGUCUUGUAAUGUACUGUCGAAUGUCAUGUUAUUUGUGGACCCCAGGAAGAUUAGCUGUUGUUAUGCACCAGCUAAUGGGGAUCCUAAUAAAAUAAAAUAAAAAUAAAUUAAAUGGAAGUGCGGUAGCACAUAAGAUGCAGAUGUCUAUAAUGCAUUAUAAACAUAGUUAUUAUGUUUUAUUGUCUGCCUAUUGCUCUAUAUAUAUAUUUAUUUAUUUAUAACAGUUAUCAAAACAUAUUAUAAAGCAUGUUAUAAUUAACAAAAUAUUAUAAUACUUCAUGGUCAAUCACUGACCAUUGUUUGCAAGGGUAAUGUAUAGUAUUUAUUAUUAUUAUUGUAUAUGCUGUGCUUAUAAUGCAUUAUGGUCCUCUAGUGGAAUAACCGGAAGUUUUACAUAGUUUGCAACAUGAAUAGAGUGGACUUAAGUUUGUGAAACACACACUAGUACUAUAAUAGAAAUACUACUUCACUUUUUUUCAUUAUGUGUUCCUUGUUUCAAGUCUGGAAUAGGAUAUAUGAAUGACUGCAUUGUAUAUGAGAACAUUUUUUUGCAUGGAUGACAUAAUUGCACCACCAAAUUAAGAACAUGUUUAGAACCAUAUAGGAAAAGUCUGUAAUGAUCAGGGACAACAAUUCAUGGAAACAUUCUAUCUAGUCAUUAGGCUACUGUGAAGUCUACACUCAAAGGAAACCUGUUGCAAAAUAUUGUUUUGCAAAUCCAAUAUACACAGUGUUCUAGAAACGCUCCUGUGGAAAUUGAUAUGUCAUACAUUCAUUCAUUUGUCAGCCAUUUAUUUGUGUUUGUUUGUGAGUAUUUAUGAUGUCAUUCAUGUGUAUUUGUUUUUCAAAAUGUAAUUCCGUUUUAUUUCUGGAUGAAUUAUCCAUGUUGGUUAAAUGGCUGUCUCUAUUUAUUUAUUUAAUUAAACAUCAGCUUUUUCCUUUA
Molecule: messenger RNA, 3317 nt
Organism: Gymnodraco acuticeps
Lineage: Eukaryota; Metazoa; Chordata; Actinopteri; Perciformes; Bathydraconidae
Product: neuropilin and tolloid-like protein 1
Exons: 10
Coding region: 176-1852 (558 amino acids)
Molecular function (GO): protein binding
Source: RefSeq, a predicted model, not a curated record